AUGAACCCAUUCACCGCAGGAGGCUGGGGUACCAGCUCGGGCAACCCGCCCUCAAUAUUCGGUGCCCUUCCCUCGGUACCCGUCAGCAGCUCAGCACCGCGGUCUAUUCAGGCGGACAGCGUCCAGUAUAAACUCACCAAUUUCAACACCACCGUGUUGAACUGCACCGUCGUCGGGCCCCAGAACCACGUCGUGUACCGUGUCGUGACCAACUCCGGCGCGCCGUCGUCGACGAUGUGGAAGGACAACGAGAGCCGCAACGUUGGGAUGGUCACUUGGCAGCCAAACGCCACUCUGGAAGUGCGCGGGGUAGCGUCUAGACAGCGCGUCCGUGACUGGCUUAGAUUGUCCUCAGACCAGAGCAAACGCAUCAUGCAAAUUGGCGGCGUCCAAUACGCCUGGUCCCCCAUCGAAGGAUUUAUUUGUCUCUACAAAUUGCAGUCGACUGCUCCGAGGGUCCUGGCACGCAUAGCUAGACUGCAGAGCUCCAUUCUUCUAGAUAUGACCCCCGAAGCUAUGCAGCUUGGUCUCCUAGAGCCCUGUGUCGUCGCAACGGUUAUCUUCACUUGCGGCCACAACAUAGACUGA
Messenger RNA from Postia placenta MAD-698-R-SB12, 588 nucleotides. RefSeq lists its product as hypothetical. The record is from RefSeq and is a predicted model, not a curated record. Bases 1 to 588 code for a protein of 195 amino acids. The transcript is spliced from 3 exons. Lineage: Eukaryota; Fungi; Basidiomycota; Agaricomycetes; Polyporales; Adustoporiaceae.